UCAGAUGGGGAAAUUGGUGCAAAAUGCACUAAUUCCAUUAAUUGUGAAGAUGAUGAAACGUGUAUGAACCGCCACUGUCACUGCUCACAUAUUGUUUAUUCAAAUUCACUCUACCCAGUGUGUAGUCGUUGGAGGUCAUAUAGUUUAUGUGGAUUUCUUAGGAAUUGCAGCAAACACUCUACGUGUAUUAACUAUCAGUGUGUAUGUGAUGAGGGCUACUACCAGAUAGACUCUUCCUGUCGUAAAGUGCAGUUACAGCCAGUGAUGGGGACCUGCAGAGAAGCAGGGCAAGCAGUAUGGUUGUGUGAUGUCAACAAACAUUCUGUAUGCAUAAAUAACAUUUGUGUUUGUGCAAAGGGUUACGUCCCAACCUCAGAUGGAUUAUGUGAGCCACAGGAAUUGUACAUGAAGAAUUAUGGUCUCUCUGAAUAUCGUGUCAAACCUGGGGAAUACUGCAGAGAAUCUGCAGAUUGUAUUGAAGGACUAGAGUGUGAGAGAUUUAAAUGCAGGUGUCCAAGGAAUGCUUGUAGGCAUGACCAAAGAAAAGAUGUUUGUGACUGUGGGAAGGUUGAAUCACAGAUAGGACCAAUUAUUCUUGGGAUUUUUCUUGGCUUGUUUGUCAUUUUAUUCUGGUGCUGUACGAUCAAGAGAACCAUAAGGAAACACAAGAAAAUGAUGAGACAGUUUUCGUCUCUCACAGCAAAUGACAACGAGUAUGUGCCACCUUCAUAUGCACUCUCACCUGUCCAUUCCUCCAUCCAAACUGAAACAACGGUUGAUGGCACUGCAUCACCUGCCAGCAGAACAGCUGGCACUCCUAUUCCAGAAGACACUGGCACCUUUGCAACCUAUUCCAUAAAUCCCCCAACAGCACCAAAUGACCCUGUAAACCCUGAAUCAGAUAAGCCCCCAUCAUAUAUAGAAGUUAUUUCUUCACCCCUGUAUAACCCUGUCACCAUGAUACCAAAUGCUCCAUAUCCUCAUGCCUACAUCCCUUUGUCUAGUAGCACUCAGCGGUCCUCUAGUCCAUCACACUCUCUUUCAAGAGAACCACAUUCCCGUAGUUCCUCACCUGUACCACACAGUAGUCCCUCAGUAACAACAUAUCCCCUUAAUCCCUUAGCAGCACCACAUCCUGGUAGUCCAGGUUCAAUGUUACACCCAGUUAAUUCUUCAGCCCCAGCAGGUGCUACCAGUUCUUCAUCUCCAUCACAUUCUGUUCCUGAAGCAGCACCAGCUUACAAUCCAUAUUUUAAUGAAGACAGUGCACCAGGUAUGAUACCCCUGUCCUCCACUUUUUUUUUCCUUUAUAUUUUUUUACAUUCUACUGAAAAGCGUACAAAUUUUGACUUUAGAUUUACUGUUUGUAAAUUCAAAUUCCCAAAUUGGUGGAAGAAAAAAGUGGCCCAAGGGGUUUAA
Molecule: messenger RNA, 1419 nt
Organism: Penaeus monodon (black tiger shrimp)
Lineage: Eukaryota; Metazoa; Arthropoda; Malacostraca; Decapoda; Penaeidae
Exons: 8
Coding region: 64-1419 (451 amino acids)
Source: RefSeq, a predicted model, not a curated record